AUGCACCAAUCCAUGCACCGAACAAGUUCAAGGCAUCGCUUUCCGCGUGUUCGCACGCCACCACGAGGAUACCAUCAGCCAGUAACAGCGAGCAUGAACACUGUCGGUGAGACCAACAUGACCAUGCCAUCACACCCAUCACAGCCCCACGGCCAAACCGGGGGACCUUUCGCCGUUCGUCGCCGUCACUUGCAACAUUUCAACUUCAGACCAUUUCAGCGCCACCUCUCUCGCACAAUGGCAACAAUGCAAUCUCCUGCAACGUCAUCCGCUGAGCAAGACUUGGUCGACUUAGGUCUCGAACAUGGUGGCUCGCAGCUCACCGCCGGCAGCCAUGACCGUCCUCUCUUCGAACAGUUCUUGCAAGAUCCGGAAGACAGUCACAUAUCUCAGUGGCGUCAGGGCGACCUGACCAAUCCUGCCUUCAACGACUCUUUCUCCAGCACAGGCAGCUUCCACAGCACAGGAAGCUUCGGUAGCAUCGGCAGCUUCAACGGCAGCGGCAGCUUUGGUAGCGGUUCUGACCUCUCCAUGUCGUUCAGUGGCGGCCUGCCACACAAGAUCGAGACCAGCCCUCACAUGCCCACGCCGACCCUACUUUCACAAGCAGUGGACACUUCACAAUAUGCCAAUGUCGAAAACGAUGACUGGAUGCUCUCCUCUGUCGAAUACGACGCGCCAUCACCAGCAUCGCUUGGAACUCUCAGCAACGACCCUUGUACUCCUGUCAGUCCUCGCGGAGGUGAUGCUUUCCUUCGCUACCCACUCAGCGGCAACUACCAAUCGUCUGGGCUUGCAGCGGAUGGCAUCUCGAAAUUCGAGGGCGCGGGGGUCACGACUCACGCCCAUACGCCUUUCCAAGGGACAUGCAAAUGCGUAGGCUGUACUGGAACCUUUCCAGAGCAUGCACCAAUCGCCGCCAUGUGGAAUGCCGCACAGCCAGUUCCACCGACACAGCCACUGGUCAGUCAUCAUCCGCAUGCUCACGGUCUACCUCUUGUCUCGCCAACGAACCUUCAUGGCCCCACUGCCCAACCGCUCCCUCCGCUACUUGCAACUGAGCCUGUCGGUACUGGCAUCCACGCUUUGCCGAGCCUGAGUCAUUACAGCCUCGAAACAUCCCCAGAGCAAGACUCCGAGAGCGACAGUGACUCCGAGCUGGACGUCCAUGAUCAAGCUCUGACCGAAGCUGCUUAUCGCCACGACCGAGACCGUUACCUGCUGAAGAUGAGGGAGAAGGGCUGGUCAUACAAGGAGAUCAAGGUUCGAGGCAAAUUCUCGGAAGCUGAAUCAACACUGCGUGGUCGUGUACGUGUGCUGACAAAGGACAAGAGCCAGCGAGUUCGCAAGCCCGAGUGGACCGAGAAGGAUCUCGAUCUCUUAGACAAAGCUGUUCGCAGAUUCUCCGGCUUCGAUGGCUCUGGCAGAGAUCGCAACGGUAGAAUGCCUUGGAAGAAAGUCAGCGAGUGGAUGAGCAAGAAGGGCAGCACAUAUGUGUUUGCUCCUGCCACCUGCGCCAAGAAAUUCAAGGAGCUCAACUGA
Fulvia fulva is the source of this 1542-nucleotide messenger RNA. RefSeq lists its product as uncharacterized. The record is from RefSeq and is a predicted model, not a curated record. The transcript is spliced from 4 exons. NCBI's taxonomy places the organism in Eukaryota, Fungi, Ascomycota, Dothideomycetes, Mycosphaerellales, Mycosphaerellaceae. Bases 1 to 1542 code for a protein of 513 amino acids.